UCCCUCCGAGGAAGUGCUGGGCUGGGGCCCAGCAGGUGUGGGGUUAAGGCAGCCUGUCCCGGGGCCCCCGCAGCAGCGGCAGCGGCAACUGCACCAGCAGCGGCGGUGGCAGACCUGGCCCCGGGCCAGCUGGCCAGGAGCCCCAGGAGCGAGAGAGGGCGGAGGAAGGGGAGGAAGAGGGGAAGGAGGAGGAGGAGAGGAGCAGUCAGCAGGCCCGAGGAGGCAGGACUUCCUGGUGUGGGGGUUGUCAACAGCCCAGAAAGAGAAAGACCGAGAGGAGCGGAGAGAGACCCAUCGGUGCCACGCGGGAGGAGACUUGGGAGGGCCCGUCGCCGCGACGACCACCGAGGCGGCAGCACCUGCGGGAUCGGGGGGAGGGGGCUGAGCCGCCCCCCUCUCGCUUCAGUCGGCCGAGCCUGGGGACCUCAGAGGCCGCGCCUGAGCUCCGCCAAGGAGGCGGGAGUUCCUUCUUUUCUGGAUAGCAAACUUUCCGCGGAGAUGCCUUGCGGGGCGAGGUGCGGCCCCCGAAGAGAACCUGACAGCCUCUGAUCGCCGCCUGUGCGCCCCCCCCCCACCCCUACCCCGAGCUGCUGGGGCCAAGGAGGCUCCAGGGAAGGGACAGCCCCACACCUUAGGCGGCCGGGACCCUCGGCCCAGCUCGGUGGCCGCCGUCGAGAGUUUGCAAACUCAGCUCUGGAGUUCAGCAACGACAGCAGCAGGAAAAACCUGCCCCUGCCCCCCCACUCCCGCCGCCUCCCCUACCCUGUUCUCCCUUCACCAACUAGGCACCCCCAGUUCCCACAAGGCCCUCCUGCCAUGUCGGACUCAGACAUCCGCAGGGGCCCUGAUGUCCCCGCCAUGUGGCCCCCCUGCUCCAGGGGUGCCUGAGCCCCUUAAAGAGCCACCACCAGCUCCCUGCCCACCUUGGCCCAGUCCUGAGCCCCAGGGACCAUGAGUGGGGGCAAGAAGAAGAGUAGUUUCCAAAUCACCAGCGUCACCUUGGACUACGAGGGCCCAGGGAGCCCCGGGGGUUCAGAUGCCCCUGCCCUGCCGGCCCCCGCUGGGCCACCGGCCCCUACCGGGCCAUCAGCCCCCACCCCCGCUGGGCUACCAGCCCCGGCCCCCACCGGGCCCCCACCCCGCCUGCCCAAUGGGGAGCCCAACCCCGAGCCAGGGGGCAAGAGCACCCCCCGGAAUGGCUCCCCGCCGCCUGGGGCCCCCGCCUCCCGUUUCCGGGUGGUGAAGCUGCCCCAAGGCCUGGGAGAGCCUUAUCGCCGAGGCCGUUGGACGUGUGUGGAUGUUUACGAGAGAGACCUGGAGCCCCCUAGCUUUGGCCGGCUCCUGGAGGGUAUUCGAGGGGCCUCAGGGGGCAAUGGGGGCAGAUCUUUGGAUUCCAGGUUGGAGCUGGCCAGCUUGGGCCUGGGCACCCCUACCCCACAGCCAGGCCUGUCUCAGGUCCCCACCUCCUGGCUCCGCCCGCCCCCCACCUCCCCUGGACCUCAGGCCCGCUCCUUCACGGGGGGACUGGGCCAGCUGGCAGUGCCCGGCAAGGCCAAGGUGGAAACACCUCCGCUGUCGGCCUCCCCACCCCAGCAGCGCCCCCCAGAGCCUGGGACAGGGGAUAGUGCGGGCCCUUCCCGGGCUGCCACGCCCCUGCCCACCUUGAGGGUAGAAGCCGAGGCAGGAGGCUCCACGGCGGCAGCAGGAGCAGGGACCCCUCCACUGUCCCGUGUGAAGGAUGGAGCCCUGCGGCUGAGGAUGGAGUUGGUUGCUCCAGAGGAGAUGGGACAGGUGCCCCCGGUCGACUCUCGCCCCAGCUCCCCAGCCCUCUACUUCUUCCCCGAUGCCAGUCUGGUUCACAAGUCUCCAGACCCCUUUGGAACAGCGGCUGCCCAGAGCCUCAGCUUAGCCCGAUCCAUGCUGGCCAUCAGUGGCCACCUGGACAGCGAUGAUGAUAGUGGCUCCGGAAGCCUGGUUGGCAUUGACAACAAGAUCGAACAAGCCAUGGUUUUCUUCUGGAAACACAAAUCUAAGUCAGUCAUCAUGGAUCAUACUGACUCCAAGAAAAAUGAGUUGAAGGCAGAGAAGGCUUUCAAGGUGUCUGAGACUUUCAAGUUGGUUGAGCCCCCCAAGGAGGCUAAGAUCUCCAAGAUGGAUGUGUCCCACAAGGUGGCUGACCCCUGCCUGUUAGCCAAGACCACCAUGGAUGGGGCUGCGGUGGAGGCAGGUCGCCAUAGGAGAUCACUGUUGCAGCUGCCCCAGGCUGCCAUCAAGUCCGUCUCCAUGCUCAUGGCCUCCGCCCUGCAGUCUGGCUGGCACAUGUGCAGCUGGAAGUCAUCUGUGAGUUCUACCUCAGUUGCCUCCCAAAUGAAGACCGGGUCCCCCCUGGAGUCUCGAGAGGCUGCGAUGCUGCGGGAAGUGUACCUGGUGCUCUGGGCCAUUCGGAAACAGCUGCGGCAGCUGGCCCGCCGGCAGGAGAGACGGCGCCGGCGCCACCUCCGGGCCCACAUGGGCCCCCAGCCAGACCCAGUUCAGGGUCUGAAACAGGAUGCCCGGAGUCCCCUCUAGGGGGGAACCCCACAUCCUCAGAAAGCCCCCACCUCACUCUUAGGUAAGGUUGAUGGGAGAGGUUAGAGCAGCGGGCCAGGGGUUGUGGGUGAGGAGAAGUUGUCACACUGUCACCUCUCAUCGAGACCUGGAGGCCUGGCCGGGGGGUCCCACAUACACUCCCCUCCACUCCUUUUAUUCAAUUUGUAAAAAGAAUUAUCAAAAUGUUGGGAAAUAAUAUCAGAUAUUUCCGAGUA
This is a messenger RNA of Cervus elaphus (red deer), 2804 nucleotides long. RefSeq lists its product as uncharacterized. The transcript has 6 exons. Gene Ontology annotation, biological process: response to osmotic stress; regulation of transcription by RNA polymerase II. The record is from RefSeq and is a predicted model, not a curated record. NCBI's taxonomy places the organism in Eukaryota, Metazoa, Chordata, Mammalia, Artiodactyla, Cervidae. The coding region runs from base 952 to 2568 and encodes 538 amino acids.